Molecule: messenger RNA, 1493 nt
Organism: Ornithodoros turicata
Lineage: Eukaryota; Metazoa; Arthropoda; Arachnida; Ixodida; Argasidae
Product: alpha-1,6-mannosyl-glycoprotein 2-beta-N-acetylglucosaminyltransferase-like
Exons: 10
Coding region: 2-1348 (448 amino acids)
Biological process (GO): oligosaccharide biosynthetic process; protein N-linked glycosylation
Cellular component (GO): Golgi membrane; Golgi stack
Molecular function (GO): alpha-1,6-mannosylglycoprotein 2-beta-N-acetylglucosaminyltransferase activity
Source: RefSeq, a predicted model, not a curated record
UAUGCGUUUCUAUCCUUCUCGAGGAGGCCAGACAAGCUUGAUGUCGAGCUUUGCUAAGCAACGGCUGUCUCUGACGAAGUUUCUACUUUUAGUCAUUGUAGUCGAUGUGCUCCUAAUUUCAAUUCCUAUAUUCUUGGGAAAAACGAAAGCGGCCAUCCCAGCAGGAGCUUUCUUCAAGGAAUCAGCAUUUUCUGCAUUCAGAAGGGAGGCACUGCGAUCCAUGAUCGUCCCCAACAGCAGCGUGGACAAGAGCAACCUCACUGCUUUGCACGAGAUCGUCACCAAGAUGAAUACGCAACAGGUGAUGCACCAUGUGGAUCGUUUCGGACCUCUGGGGCCAAAUGACCCCGUGCUGGUUGUGCAGGUUCAUAACCGUUGGCGCUACCUGUCGCACCUACUGUCUUCACUGGCCCAGGUAGAAGGGAUCGAAAAGGCGCUGAUUAUCCUUAGUCAUGACUACUAUGACAAUUACCUACCAUUGAUACCACAUAGCGCCUCGUUCUGCAAGGUGAUGCAGAUCUUUUAUCCGAAUUCGACGCAGCUGUACCCUUUCACGUUUCCGGGACAAGACCCACGGGACUGUCCUCGAAAUAUGAAGCCAGAACAUGCCCGGAAGAUCAAAUGCCUCGGUGCGGAUCAUCCAGAUGUCUAUAAUCAUUAUCGGGAACCCAAGUUUACCCAGAUCAAGCUGCACUGGUGGUGGAAGAUGAACACCGUAUUCCACAAACUGAACAUUACUAAGAACCACGCCGGGCCGGUGCUGCUGCUCGAAGAAGACCAUUACGUUACUCCUGAUCUGCUCGUCAUGGCUGAGCUAAUGCUGUCCCAGAAGAGCACGUUUUGCAACGACGCUGCUUGCCUGUGUUCCGUGGGCAACAACAAAUGGGGCAGCCACCAUCAUCCAGCGAACGCUGAUAAGAUUGAAGUUCGCCAAUGGCAGAGUAGCACCAACAACUUAGGGCACCUAAUUACAAGGGACGUUUGGAAUAUCAUCAGGUCUUGUGCUCACGCCUUCUGCACCUACGACGAUUACAACUGGGACCUAACACUGACCGCGUUGGCCAACACCUGUUACCCGAAGGGCAGCCUUCAAGUGAGCCUACGCAGCUCUCGCGUCAUGCACAUCGGGGACUGCGGCGUCCACAGCAAAUCCCACGUCUGCAAAGAGCUCCUGCUGAAGGGCGCCGUGCGAGCUGCAACCCAAUCCCGCGCUUGUCCUAGACCGACGAGCCUUAUACCGAUCAAAACUCGAUAUCAUGGAACACCGAAAACCAGCGGUGGAUGGGGUGACGUCAGAGACCACGAUCUUUGCCUCAGCUGGGUCACACCAGACGGCGCCACUGAAUGAUGUUCUCUGUCCGGGCGUCGUCUACUGAUGGGUAGCUGCCUUCUUGAAAGCCUUUCUGUCACGCCCAAGUAGACACAGAUUGUAUUCUGCCCUGUCACAGUAAUGUCCAGAUCGAGAUAUUCCAUAAUAAAAAUAUGAUUCAUUA